UGAGGAGCAGCUCAUUACUCCCAAUAUUCCUGACUGGACACCUACAGCAGUUUACCUACAGCAGUUUACACAGCAUGCUCUGUGAUACUCAUUGAGAUUUAAGUCUCGUUUUACUUGUAAUUCACUCUGUCAUUUUGCAUAAUUAAUUAAAUACUUAGUCUGUUUAGUUGAAUAACAGAAGACAUGAUUGACGAAGUGAAACGGGAGAGAGGCGAUCAAUGGAUUUCAUUUUAUUCCAACGAGGUAUAUUAUGGAGCAGACAACCAGCCGUUGGGCACCAGAGGAUAUUCCCCCCCAGGACAUCACUACCAGAGUUACGGCCCACCGUGUGAUUCAGCAGCUGCGGGAAACACCGGGAGACUCGGAAGCCCAGUGGGAAUACUGCCUCCACCAAACCCCAAAGGAUACGCUGAGUGCAGCUCCAGUGAACCUGAGUUUCCAGCACUGAAAUCAGUCUACAGACGGACCUUAAGCCACGCCAAGCCACCAUAUUCUUACAUCUCUCUUAUCUGCAUGGCAAUCCAGCAGUCGCCAGCCAAGAGACUGACACUGAACGAGAUCUACGACUGGAUCCGCCAGCUCUUUCCGUAUUACAGACAGAAUCAACAGAGAUGGCAAAACUCCAUCCGCCAUUCCCUGUCAUUCAACGACUGCUUCGUGCGUGUACCAAGAUCACCAGACUCACCAGGGAAAGGCUCGUACUGGGCCCUGCACCCAGACUCGGGCAACAUGUUCGAAAACGGCUGCUACAUGCGUCGCCAGAAGCGCUUCAAGUGUCAUAAGGCGACGUUGCCAAACAAUUUGGAUGGAGAACCUAUAAAAUCAAAAGGGAAGAAAAAAAAGGUGGAGGUCAAGUCACUCAACUCUUCUUGUAAAUCACCUGUACCUCCUCCAAGUGACACCACAACACAUCAUUCAAGCAUUUUACCAGUGUCCUAUCCUGAAACCAAAGCUCCUUCUCCUUCCCAUCUUCAUCAGCACCUUACGCCCUCACACACUUUAUUUCCUACCCAGCCUCCAGAGAUCUCAACACACCUGCCCUCUCUUAACGUCCCAUUCCCAACAAUGUCCACUCCCAGCCUGCAGUCCGUCCCGCCGGCCUCUAUGGAAACCAGCUUUCACUGUGAACCUACAUCCCAACACUCCAUUUCUGUCCCGCGACUUAUGGACUUCCAGUACUGCGAGACUCCGGUGAACUACCCAGUUUACUGCCAGUCCAAUUCCCAUCCCAACCUCACCUCGUAUGCAGGAGACUCGGUUUACUACCCUGGAUUUAACAUGUGUCCUGCUCCUCUUCUGAGUUCCUCCUGACUAACCUCCUAUAGUCUAUUAAGGGCUUUAAAAAUGGAUACAUUUCUGUUUAGAUACUUAUAAUUGCUGUAUAUAUUAGCUGGACAUCUCAUAGCUGGAGAAGUAUCUGUUAUCUGAUGCUGAAGGAUUUCUUUAAUUCUGUGGCAAUGCUUCAAGUGAAUUCAAUUGAAUUGAAGGUGUUUGAAAAUAUAUAUGUGAAUUCCUUGCUGUAAAUCUCAAGUAAAAAUUUGAACAU
Molecule: messenger RNA, 1546 nt
Organism: Carassius auratus (goldfish)
Lineage: Eukaryota; Metazoa; Chordata; Actinopteri; Cypriniformes; Cyprinidae
Product: forkhead box protein A4-like
Exons: 2
Coding region: 184-1311 (375 amino acids)
Biological process (GO): anatomical structure morphogenesis; regulation of transcription by RNA polymerase II; cell differentiation
Molecular function (GO): RNA polymerase II cis-regulatory region sequence-specific DNA binding; DNA-binding transcription factor activity, RNA polymerase II-specific
Source: RefSeq, a predicted model, not a curated record